This is a messenger RNA of Doryrhamphus excisus (bluestripe pipefish), 4591 nucleotides long. Lineage: Eukaryota; Metazoa; Chordata; Actinopteri; Syngnathiformes; Syngnathidae. The record is from RefSeq and is a predicted model, not a curated record.
AAAUGUUCUGAACUAAUAACUGACAGAUUAAUUCCAUCCGCAUUCAAGCAACGAUCAACAGUUGAUGCUCAAAAAGAUGACAUCCAAGCCGAUGUGUUUUGUCAACAGUAGAUCACGUGACAUCACAUACAUGCGAACACGCACCAAAGGCGGCCACUUCCACUUUAACUGCUAAGCUAACACGGUCGCCGUUGGCGUAAUUAGGGCAGCGAAUGCUGCAUGUCAAACAUAAACAAACAUUUAGUCCACGGAGAGACGAGCAAGUGCACAACAAAAACAAACAAGUAUGGCAACGUUAGUUAUAGCGAUGCCAACCAACAUGGUCAGAAUGCUACGUGGCCUUUUGUGGACAAUGUGCGCCCUUCAGUGACAGAAUUUGAAAGGAGUUGACAGUCAGUUUUGCUCAAAGCCACAAGCUGCCGUCGCCGUUGUUUACCUUUCUCACACCUUUGUAGAUAUAAAAGUAGAGCUCCCGGCCCACAUUGAAGCAGAUCCUAUCGCCGUUGCCCGACUGGUCGUUCACAUUGACGAAGGAGACCUUGACGGGGUUAGAACCCUGUGAGUUGAAAGGCACCCGGUUGGGGCGGCUGUACUCGGAGUGCGUGAGGAGUUUGUAAACGCCUUCCCGUGUGGUGAACUGAGUUUUAAUGUCGUUGGUCUCCUUCCCUCCUCCCUCCGCCGCCAUCUUGGAAGUCGCCGUUCAUCCUUGUCCGAGGACCCGGAUGUGACGGAGUACGCAAGUGCAACUCUAGAGCGGUGGGUGCAGCGAACAUGCGCAAUGAGAGGCACAAGUCACGUGAGGCAACGAAAGUAAUAAAGCAGUGAAGUUUGUGCUAGUGACGAAGGCUGUGAUCGAGAUUUUAUUCGAUUUUUUUUUUUUAAAUCAAAAAGUCGCCAACCAGAAGCAAUGAUAAAUAAUACACACAAAAAAAAUCUACACGUGGACUAGUAAGACCGAGUUAGAAAAUUUUCAUUUAAUGUAUUUGUCGUCUUUUUUAUAUAAGUGUCAGAUUAAAGAAGAGGUCGCGGGGGUGCUGGAGCCUAUCCCAGCUGUCUUCAAGCGAGAGGUGGGGUACACUUAGCAUGUUUUUGGAAUGUGGGAGGAAACCGGAGUACCCGGAGAAAACCCACGCAUGCACAGGGAGAACAUGCAAACUCCACACAGAGAUGGCCGAGGGUGGAAUCAAACUCUGUCUCUUAGCUGUAUGGCCUGCGCGCUAACCACUUGCACGCCAUGCAGCUGUUACUAUGUUUAAUGGUCUUUCGAAAUAACGCGUGAAUGUUGCAUAUAGCCAGGCUUUUGCGGGCCACAUAAAAUAACAUGGAGGGCCACAUGUGGGCCCUGGGCCUUGUGUUUGAAGAGUUCAGUAGAAAGUUCUAGAUUAGGCUCAGUGCAAAAAAUGGUCUUUUCACACGAUCAAUGACUACUCACCAAAAUAUAUAAUAUAUAUAAUAACUUGAGCUUGAUUGGCUUUAAAUAUAUGAUACGUCAGUGUAUGUGUUUAUGCAAUGGUCACGGCACCACAGCUGAUAGCAAAGUCAAUGCCCAGCUGUGACGCUUUGCAGGAUGGGUGUCGGGGGGACAAGGGGGGGGGGGGUCCCGGAGCCUUAAUAGCCAGCCAGCCAGCCGAGCUAUCAGGAAGCUUCUUGUGUCUGAGUGACAGGCACCACUUGCGACUUUGGCUGCCCUAUAAGGGCACAUCAGCAUUGGGGCUCUGGUGUUUCACUUGCCACCUCCGUGGAGCCCCCCCUCGCCGUAGCCAACGUAUCUUCUGGAACCUUCUGAAUGGGAGCUUCCAGAACAACCCCCCACCCUUAAGUAUAAAAAGCCACUGGCGUGUCACAGACGUCCGCAUACUCGCUACUUGCUUGAGUACACCAAACGGGAGGCCAGCCGGGCGAGUCUUGGAGCUCUUCACCAAAUCCAAACACUUGAAGCCCAUCUUGAAGAAAACAGAUCAACAUCGAGAUGCCCGAAAACGCCGGCCACGCUAUGGAAGAAGAAAUGGAGACCUUUGCCUUCCAGGCUGAGAUAGCUCAGCUGAUGUCCCUCAUCAUCAACACCUUCUAUUCCAACAAAGAGAUCUUCCUCAGGGAGCUCAUCUCCAACUCCUCUGACGCUUUGGACAAAAUCCGAUACGAGAGCUUGACCGAUCCGAGCAGACUGGACUCCUGCAAGGAGCUGAAGAUCGAAAUCAGGCCCGACCUCCACGCCCGCACUCUCACCCUUGUCGACACCGGAAUCGGCAUGACCAAAGCAGACCUUAUCAACAACUUAGGCACCAUCGCCAAGUCAGGCACCAAGGCCUUCAUGGAGGCUCUGCAGGCCGGAGCUGACAUCUCCAUGAUCGGUCAGUUCGGUGUGGGUUUCUACUCGGCCUACCUGGUGGCUGAGAAGGUGACGGUGAUCACCAAGCACAAUGAUGACGAGCAGUACGUGUGGGAGUCCGCGGCCGGGGGAUCCUUCACAGUCAAACCCGACACCGGGGAGUCCAUUGGCAGGGGUACCAAAGUCAUCCUCCAUCUCAAAGAAGACCAGACAGAGUACUGCGAAGAGAAGCGUGUCAAGGAAGUUGUGAAGAAGCACUCCCAGUUCAUCGGCUAUCCCAUCACACUUUACGUGGAGAAGACCAGAGAGAAGGAAGUGGAUCUCGAGGGACCAGGGGAGAAGGACGAGGAGGCAGAGAAAGACGCCGCAGAAGACAAGGACAAACCCCAGAUUGAGGACGUGGGCUCAGACGAGGAUGAGGACACCAAAGAAGGCAAGAACAAGAGAAAGAAGAAGGUCAAGGAAAAGUACAUCGACGCUCAGGAGCUCAACAAGACCAAGCCCAUCUGGACCCGGAACCCAGACGACAUCACCAACGAAGAGUACGGCGAGUUCUACAAGAGUCUGACCAACGACUGGGAGGACCACCUGGCUGUCAAGCAUUUCUCCGUGGAGGGCCAGCUGGAGUUCCGAGCGCUUCUGUUUGUGCCCAGAAGGGCCGCCUUUGACCUCUUUGAGAACAAGAAGAAGAGGAACAACAUCAAGCUGUACGUGCGCAGGGUCUUCAUCAUGGACAACUGCGAGGAGUUGAUUCCAGAGUACCUCAAUUUCAUCAAGGGCGUGGUGGACUCUGAGGAUCUGCCCCUCAACAUCUCCAGAGAGAUGCUGCAGCAGAGCAAGAUCCUCAAGGUAAUCCGCAAGAACUUGGUCAAGAAGUGCUUGGAGCUCUUCACAGAGCUUUCAGAGGACAAGGACAACUACAAGAAAUGCUAUGAGCAGUUCUCCAAGAACAUCAAGCUCGGCAUCCAUGAGGAUUCCCAAAACAGGAAGAAACUAUCAGAAUUGCUGAGAUACUACACCUCAUCCUCCGGAGAUGAGAUGGUGUCCCUGAAGGACUACGUUUCACGCAUGAAGGACAACCAGAAACACAUCUACUACAUCACAGGGGAGACCAAGGACCAGGUGGCCAACUCUGCCUUCGUGGAGCGCCUCCGCAAGGCCGGCCUGGAGGUCAUUUACAUGAUUGAGCCCAUCGACGAGUACUGCGUACAGCAGCUGAAAGAGUACGACGGUAAGAACCUGGUGUCUGUCACCAAGGAAGGCCUGGAGCUGCCUGAAGAUGAGGACGAGAAAAAGAAGCAGGAGGAACUCAAAACCAAGUUUGAAAACCUUUGCAAGAUCAUGAAGGACAUCCUCGACAAGAAGAUUGAAAAGGUCACCGUCUCCAACCGCCUGGUCUCCUCGCCAUGCUGCAUCGUCACCAGCACCUACGGCUGGACAGCCAACAUGGAGAGGAUCAUGAAGUCCCAAGCCUUGAGGGAUAACUCCACUAUGGGCUACAUGACGGCCAAGAAGCACCUGGAGAUCAACCCCGCGCAUCCCAUCGUGGAGACAUUGAGGGUGAAGGCAGAGGCGGACAAGAACGACAAAGCGGUGAAGGACCUGGUCAUCCUUUUGUUUGAGACGGCACUGCUGUCUUCAGGGUUCACACUGGAGGACCCGCAGACGCACGCUAACCGCAUCUACAGAAUGAUCAAGCUGGGCCUUGGCAUCGAUGAAGACGACUCCGCAGUCGAGGACCUCGCUCAACCCGCUGAAGAAGACAUGCCAGUUCUGGAGGGAGAUGAUGACGCGUCAAGAAUGGAAGAAGUUGACUAAACCUGCUUUCGUGACACAUUUUUUGUAAUUUAUUUAGCCCCCCCAGCAAAAAAGACAUAAGACGACAUAAGAUUUUAAGUUUUAAGUUAUCCAUCUCAGCUGCUUUUGUAAAACUAGACUCAGAGAUACAAAUAUGGUAUUUUUGACACAUUUGUAUUUUGUUAGUUCAGUAAAUUUAAAUAUUUUUUUUUUAAUUUUAGCAAACAAAAUAGAAUAAUUGCACAAAUUCAAGAACUCCACUUUGAUAUGAUUCACCUUUUUGUUUAUCCAAUGUAUGCCAACAUAUGCUGCUUAGCCAGGGUGUGGCGAAAUGAAAUUGAACUUUCUGGAGCACAUAAUGUUUUGUGCUCAUGGUAGCCUGGUGUUCACUGGAAGUACAGUGUGGUCUCUUUUUUUUUGUAACAUUUUUUUUUAAUGAAAGCAUUGACAUUUGUAAUAAAACAA